This is a messenger RNA of Ricinus communis (castor bean), 1583 nucleotides long. RefSeq names its product protein SOB FIVE-LIKE 3. The transcript is spliced from 2 exons. The record is from RefSeq and is a predicted model, not a curated record. The coding region runs from base 660 to 1082 and encodes 140 amino acids. Lineage: Eukaryota; Viridiplantae; Streptophyta; Magnoliopsida; Malpighiales; Euphorbiaceae. Gene Ontology annotation, biological process: cytokinin biosynthetic process.
UCAUACAACAUGGGAGAGAACAAUAGCCAGCUGAACUUAGGCAGUCCCCAUUUCAACUAUUCUAAUCCUCUCCACAUCAUCAAUUAACUAACAGCUGGAUUCCCUCUACACCUUUUGUCCUCAAAAAGUUUACCUAUCAUUCUGACAGGACAGAGAAUUCAAGGCUUGAAAAGGAUUUGUAACAAGUGGGAAGGCUGUUUUUUUUUUCUUUUUAAUCAUUUUCAAAGACAUGGGUUUCAUGUUCUUCAGAGGAUUAAGGAAUGGGCUCUUCAGCAAUUCAGAAUUCAGUCUUUCUCCUUUUUCUUUUUCUCAUUAGAGGUUCUUAUUUAUUUUAUGCUUCCUCACAUUCUUAUUAAUUAUGGUAAGCUGUAAUAUGCAUGUUUCAUAAUAGUAUUAGCAUAUGUAGUAUAAAUUAAGAAAUUAUUGAACAGAACCAGCUAUCUGCGCUGAUCUUCUCACAUGUUUACUGAAUUCUAUAUAAUGGGUUCCACUUGUUUGUGAGAAGACUGGCACCUGUGACCACCCCAUUUACUAGUUUCUCAUGUGAAAGAUCAUUCUAACCCUCCUUGGAUAAGGACUUUUGUGCAGCUUUAAAGAGUCUUCUUUCCUCUUCAUAAACAAAAAUCAUUCCUCAGGAGCAGCUUCCUUCACCUUCAACAAUGGAUUCAUCCAAACACACAGAAGGAUGUAGCAGCAGUGAAUCUGGUUGGACAAUGUACAUCGCCUCUCCCAUGCAAGAAGAUGGCAACGACUGCAGUGAUGACACGGAUGAUGGAAACCAUCACAAUGACGUUAUCAUCAAUGACAGACAUGAUCAUGCUGAUGAUAAUGAGCAGCAAGACAGUGACGACUCAAUGGCUUCAGAUGCUUCCUCCGGCCCCCAUCACCAGUACAGAUAUGAGAAUCCUCAACGUAAAGGACCAUUAGGGAAUUUUAAGCACAGUGUGGGCAACAAGUUCAACCAUUGUUCUCCGGCUGAAAAAACAAACAAAAAGGAUAAGAAGAAUGAUGGAAACAGCAAUGAGAAGAACAGAAAGCUUACUGCUAACAGAAAAUACAGCAGCUCCAGAAGCCAUGCAUGAUACGGGACAAUCAACAGGGUAUCAUCUGCUGGAAAGAGCAAAGAUCUCACCACUUUAAUUUUUAUCAGCAGGAGAAGAAAAAAAAGACAAGAGAGAGAGAGACAGGGAGAUCAGCGCAGGAAAGAGAAUGGGCAACUUUGAUUCAUCUGGAAAGAGCAAAGAUAAUAUUAUUUAAGAUUGACUUAAAAGGAGGCAAUGCAUUUGUAUACUGUGCUUGUGUGCAAUGAAUGAACAGAGUAUUUCGUGCUGGAAAGAAGAUGGAUCAAUAUAGAAAGACAAAUGCCAACCACAUAAGAAGCAACAUUGACAUUUCUGGUGAAAGAAUAUUAUUGGCUGCUUGUUUAGAUAGCUUAAUUCUGCAAACAGGGUAUGCAAGUGCAACAGCUAGGCAACUACAAAGUAUAGGCUGUACAUCAAGAUGCUGAAGAAUAUAAUAUCAUACAAGCUACAAAACCUUGAACUGUUUAUCAAAGAAUAGAGAACCACGUAAUAGAAAACCUG